Rhipicephalus sanguineus (brown dog tick) is the source of this 2572-nucleotide messenger RNA. RefSeq names its product E3 ubiquitin-protein ligase RING1 (gene Sce). Gene Ontology annotation, cellular component: ubiquitin ligase complex; PcG protein complex. The transcript has 5 exons. The record is from RefSeq and is a predicted model, not a curated record. The coding region runs from base 121 to 1374 and encodes 417 amino acids. Gene Ontology annotation, molecular function: chromatin binding; ubiquitin protein ligase activity. Lineage: Eukaryota; Metazoa; Arthropoda; Arachnida; Ixodida; Ixodidae.
ACUCGGAGGCUGCGGCUUGGCCCUUGUGUUUGGUGUUCAUAGCCCGCGGUUUGCUAGCUGCACGGCGGUGUAGCAGCGGCACAGACCGGUUGCGCUUCCGACAGUGUCCCAGCAGCCAAGAUGUCGUCGUCGGACACCCAGGCGACGAACCGAACGUGGGAACUGAGCCUGUACGAGAUGAACCGGACGCCUCAGGACGUCAUCACGGACAGCACCGAGAUCGCCGUGUCGCCGCGCAGCCUCCACAGCGAGCUCAUGUGUCCCAUCUGCCUGGACAUGCUCAAAAACACCAUGACCACCAAGGAGUGCCUGCACCGUUUCUGUCAGGAGUGCAUCAUCACGGCGUUGCGCAGCGGCAACAAGGAGUGCCCGACUUGCCGCAAGAAGCUGGUGUCCAAACGCUCGCUGCGAGCGGACCCCAACUUCGACAUGCUCAUCGCCAAGAUCUACCCGAGCCGGGACGAGUACGAGGCGCACCAGGAGCGCGUGCUCGCCAAGCUGAACCGGCAGCACUCGCAGGCCCUGGCACACAGCAUCGAGGAAGGCAUGCGCAUGCAGGCUCUCAACCGCAACCAACGCGUUCGCAAGCACGGUGGCGACGAGAACAACGGCAGCAGCGGGCCGGCGACCCCGGCCGCCACCGCGUGCGUGUCGAUGCCAUCUUCCGGCGCGACGUCGAACAGCGGUGGCAGCCACCAGGUCGCGAGCACGGCCACACCGACCAUGCCCACCUCCUUCUCGGGGGCGGCUGCCCCUACGGCCAGUAGUACGGUGCAGCAGCAGCAACUGCAACAACAACAGCCACAACAACAGCAACAACAGCUACAGCAGCAACAACAACAAUUACAGCUGCAGCAACAGCCGCCGCCACGUCAGACACCGACGCCUGGCAGUUGCAGCGAUGCCACCAACCAGAGUAGCACCAGCAGUGUGGGCUCCUCACAGCCACGCAAGAGGCCCAAGACUCAGCAGGCCGCGACCUGCUCCAACGACACGGAGUCCGCCGGAGGCGAGACCGAGGAGACGGACGCGGAGGACGGGGACGCUGCCCUCAACAGCGAGAUCGAGCUCGUGUUCAAGCCUCAACCGCAGAUGAUGCUGGAGGACUCCAGUGCGCAGGUCCGCUACAUCAAGACCACGGCAAAUGCGACCGUGGACCACCUCUCCAAGUACCUGGCGAUGCGCCUGGCCCUGGACAAGUUCGAGCAGGACGCGUCGGCUCCCCGCAGCGUGGCACCGUUCACCAUCUACAUCGCCGUCACGCCGGGCCAGUUCACUCCCCUCCCGGGUAACAUGACUCUCGACCAGGUCAACGAGAAGUACUGGAAGGUCAACAAGCCCCUCGAGAUGUACUACGCGCACCGGAAGGCUUGAAGUGGUGGACUUGUAGUCGCCUCACAUGACUACCGCUGUGUUUUGUGUGAACGUGGGUGAUGUGUGCACUCGUGUGCAAGUGUGCGUCUCCGCCGAGACGCGACGUGGCACAGCUCCGUUCCUCACGGGCUCCAGCGCUUCUCAUCACCGCAGCAACUGUGGAAUAUCGCCGCGUGGAGUGCCUGCUCCGGCGUAGGAGUUGUACAGCAUCUAUUUUACCUUGACCACCAUCCUGUAGGAGUUUCUCAAUAUUGCCUAGGUGCAGAAACUGCCAUUCAAUGCAGUAGAAAGCUAGGUAAUUGAGGCUUCGGAUUGGUACUGUUAAGACGUCAAGUUAUUGUUACAUCUGUUGCAACAGUUCGUCUUAUAGCAGUUUAGUUUAAAGUGCAGAAUCUUCUUUUUCCUGUGUUGUUAUGUAAGAAUACUAUUUGUCAGAGCACAAGCACUUGAGCUGUGUUCGUUUAUUAUGCAUCACGAGCAUUAUAAUGCAAUACCGAACAUAAGCAGGGCUGGUGAGCAGCCAUAUUUGGCAGUAAUGACAGAAAGAAUCUAGGUGAACUGUGCAUUAGUUUUAAUUGUACGCUUUUCUGUGCUUAUUGGUAUUGUGUGCAGUUAAACUGUGAAGCAUUAAAGACGAUAGAUUUAUUAUAAAAGCUUCAUUUGUGUGGCAAAGUUGUGCCCGGGGCCAAACCACGUUCGCGACAAGCCAAAUCACCGUCCCACAGAUUUCGCUGUGCCAUGCUUGGCGUUCUUUUUCUGGCACCCUUUAGAAAAACUUGCAUAGACAGCGGCACCAGUGUUAUGCCCCAGGGCAAUAUUGCAAGAAACUCUUACGCUCUUUCCCUCUCUCACUCUCUUCAUCGUGUCUGCGUAAAGCAUUCGAUGUCGACUCCUGGAGCCAGUGUGUGUGCAAAGUACGACAGUGACGGCACGAGACGAAAUGAGAGAAGCGAGCGAACGUGUGAUCGGCAAGAUGUGUCAAUUGACGAUUGGCAAAGUGCAGUUCUCCGAGGUCACAGUCCUCGAAGAUAGCCAAGAUCAUGAACACAUAUUGACAAAUGGCAUUUCAUGCUACAACUUGCGUGAGUGUGAUUUUUUUUUGCUUUCUUCAAUCGAACAUUGAAUCGUGUAUAAUGAUGAGCUUGUCGCUCAUUGUACAUAUAUUUUGAUGCCCAAAAUACAGUGCUCGAAGCGUAUG